This is a messenger RNA of Coregonus clupeaformis (lake whitefish), 5908 nucleotides long. RefSeq names its product MAP/microtubule affinity-regulating kinase 4-like. Gene Ontology annotation, biological process: intracellular signal transduction; protein phosphorylation; microtubule cytoskeleton organization. Gene Ontology annotation, cellular component: cytoplasm. The record is from RefSeq and is a predicted model, not a curated record. NCBI's taxonomy places the organism in Eukaryota, Metazoa, Chordata, Actinopteri, Salmoniformes, Salmonidae. The transcript is spliced from 19 exons. Bases 925 to 3342 code for a protein of 805 amino acids. Gene Ontology annotation, molecular function: protein binding; tau-protein kinase activity; ATP binding.
GUGUGUUACUGAGCCUCGGACGCAGUAUUUUUCUUGACGUUCUUCCGUCUUGCUCUUGUCAUACAGUUUGGGGAUGCUGUUGUAUGUAGGCAAAUGUUACAACUGAUAGUAAUGUAGGAUAUCUGCGAGAGUCAAAGAUAAAUAAUUUUUCGGACGUAGAGUAUUAUUCGACGGCUACUUUUUCGGAAGUAGUCCAUCGCGAGCAGAAAGAGAAAGGGCGUAACUGUUCAUUUGCCCAUGCUCUAUCCGCAAUUGUCAUGUCGUUGAAUUGUUUCUUUUGACGGGUAAUUCUUAAUUAAUCAACUAUGAAAUGUGGGCUGACAAUUAGGCUUAAGUCGUUCAGUGUUUUGCCUUGGGAGUGGUUGGUUUUGCGAGCAUCAUUUGGCACCCCCCCAAAAAUACAUUUUCCAACGACAGACAUCCACCCAUGGUCGUGGUACGUGCAGACUACCUGACCUAUGUUUUUUGUUUUGCCAAUUAUUUUUUAUCGGAUCUAUCAAACUGCUCUGUUCCGGACAUACACCCACAGUCAUCACUGGACAAGUGAGAAGAAACCUAUUUUGGGUUAAUUUUAUUUCCAAAAUGAGGCACAUCAUUGAUGCCUUUCUUCACAGGAAGAAUCAGCCAAACAUUAAGUGGAUAGCCUAGUAGUCUAUUCAGACAGUUUUCUAGACAAUUGUCUGUAUACUGUCGUGUUCGGUGCUGCCUUUUUACAAUGAAAAUUAGUAUUGUUUGAGGAUACAAUUCUGUCACUGCUCUCGAACCUGGGGUUGCCGGUAGGAUAGGCGUCUAUUGCCUUGGAACACUGGCUAGGCGGUGGAGCGGCCAAUGUCGACUGUUAUCUUCGGUAGAAUAUAAUCCUGUAUAUACCUACAUACAAACCAAGUAGGCCUUUAGCCUAGUAGAAAGGAUACUUCAGGGACAAUGUCUUCUCGUGCAGCACUACCUGGGAACGAGCGGAAAUCGGACCUCCAUACCUCUCUCUCGACGAGCCGCUCGGAGAAGAGCACCGGUUGGUCAAGCAGAUCAUUCGGAGCACGAUGCCGGAACUCUAUCGCCUCGUGUUCGGACGAGCAGCCGCACAUCGGCAACUACCGUCUGCUCAAGACCAUCGGCAAGGGCAACUUCGCCAAGGUCAAGCUGGCCAGGCACAUCUUGACGGGCAAAGAGGUUGCAAUAAAGAUCAUUGACAAAAACCAGCUCAACCCGACCAGCCUACAGAAGCUCUUCAGAGAGGUACGGAUCAUGAAAGGCCUCAACCACCCAAAUAUCGUGCAGCUGUUUGAGGUGAUCGAGACAGAGAAUACGCUCUAUCUGAUAAUGGAGUACGCCAGUGGGGGUGAAGUGUUUGACUACCUCGUGUCCCAUGGCAGAAUGAAAGAGAAAGAGGCGCGGGCCAAAUUCCGUCAGAUUGUGUCUGCUGUCCACUACUGUCACCUGAAGAACAUUGUUCACAGGGACCUUAAAGCUGAGAACCUCUUGCUGGAUGCCGACUCCAACAUCAAGAUCGCAGACUUUGGCUUCAGUAACGAGUUCACCAUGGGCAACAAGCUGGACACAUUCUGUGGCUCCCCUCCCUAUGCAGCACCGGAGCUGUUCCAGGGGAAGAAGUACGACGGGCCUGAGGUGGACAUCUGGAGCCUGGGGGUCAUCCUCUACACGCUGGUCAGCGGAUCACUGCCCUUCGACGGGCAGAACCUCAAGGAGCUGCGGGAGCGUGUUCUGCGUGGGAAGUACCGCGUGCCCUUCUACAUGUCCACCGACUGCGAGGGCAUCCUGCGCAGGUUCCUGGUGCUCAACCCCACCAAACGCUGCACCCUGGAGCAAAUCAUGAACGACAAGUGGAUUAACUCUGGCUACGACGGAGAAGAACUGAAGCCUCAUAUAGAGCCUGUGGAGGACCAUAAUGAUGCCAGCCGCAUCGAGGUGAUGGUGGGGAUGGGUUACACCCGUGACGACAUCAAAGACGCUCUGACCACUCGGAAGUACAACGAGGUCACCGCCACCUACCUCUUACUGGGACGCAUGAAUGAGGUGGAGGGCAUCGAGACUCGGUCAAUCAGCAGUCUGAGCCUGGCGCGGGUACGGCCCAGCACCGUCACCAACGGCACCAGUAAACACUCCACCUCCUCCACCACCUCCGCCUCGGCCUCCUCCUCCUCCCACAGCAAGACCACCCAGCGCAGCGCCUCCACCUACCACCCCCGCAGGAGGCACAGCGACUUCUGCGGUCCAGCAGCGCCCCCAUCCCACCCCAAGCGUAGCCCCAGCAGCGUGGCGGGGGCAGACAGGGAGCUGAAGGAGGAGGGGGGGCGCAUGGCAUCCCGGAAGGUCAGCAGCAGCGUGGUAGGCAGCCGCUCCAUCCAGCCCCCCUCCAGCCCCAUGGUGAGCAGCGCCAACAAUCCCAACAAGUCAGAGAUCCCAGACCGCCGCAAGGAGAUUAACACCGCCACGAACAACGUCCCAGCAAGUGCCAUGAUUCGACGGAACACGUACGUGUGCACCACGGACCGGAACAGCACAGAAAGGCCCUCCCUACUACAGAACGGAAAGGAGAACAGCUCUAUGUCCCACCGGCUGCCCCCGGCCUCACCCUCCACCCACAGCAUCGCUGGGGCCUCGGGGACCUCCUCCUCUUCGGGCUCCCGCCUCACCCGGGGCUCCAGCAUCCGCAGCACCUUCCACGGGGGCCAGCUGAGGGACCGGCGGCCUCCCUCCCACGCUCCCCCCACCUCCCCCACUCUGUCCCACGACGCCAGCCCCCUGCCCCACGCACGUACCCGCGCCACCUCCAACCUGUUCAGCAAGCUCACCUCCAAGCUCACACGCAGGGUCAAUCUUGACCCCUCUAAGCGUCCGAACUCAAACAAGUCCGUCUCGGGCUGCACUCUUCCGCAGGGAUCAAAAACAGUUAGGUCACAGACGAACCUGAGAGAGUCUGCAGAUCUCCGGUCACAAGCCUCGGCUGCACAGUCUCUGGUCAAACAGUCUCUGGUUAAAACCAGCAGUCGCCAUCUACCUGGGCAUCAAAAAGCGGCAGAGCCCCGGACCCCCCGAUGCGGCUGGGAUGUGAGGGUGCGGAGCCCGCGGGACCCGGCGGAGGUGGUGCUGGCGCUGCGCGAGGCGGCUCAGGGCUGCGGCUGCCAGGUCCACCUGGCUGGGCCCUUCCUGCUCUCCUGCACCCACGGGGCGGCUGGCUCACGCGUGGCCUUCGAGGCUGAGGUGUGCCAGCUGCCCGCCGGCCCCGCUGAGACCAGCGGCGUGCGCUUCAAACGCCUGUGGGGGGCGCCGCUCGCCUUCCGGGACAUUGCCACAAAAGUGUCCAAGGAGCUGGAGCUCUGAGGGCGACAGGGGGUGGGGCAGAGGGCUUCUACACUGGACAGACUGACCAAGGGGGCGGGAGAAGGAGACGGGCAGAACCCGCUACCCCCGCUGCCAACCUCGCCUCACCCCCGCCAAAGACCCGCUUCUGGUGCCACACGGACACGCAGACGCACAGGCCCGGGCCCGCCACUCACAGACAUAUGACCUAUGAACCCUGCUGAGGCACCUCAAUAUUAUGUGAAUCUACGGAGUCUAGCAGUUAUUUUUUAAUUCCAUAUUUGCAGAUGAAGAUAUAUUUCGUCAACGUCGUUAUGAUUAUAUUAUAUUUGUUGUCAUUCCUUUUUAACAGCUGCUAUUUUGUUUUUAAUUUUAUGUUUUUAUUUUUUCCGCUUCCAUGAGCGAUUGACGCAGACUGAAUGCAUAUUUAAGAAACAAGGGGCCAGCCCUUUCCUAGACAGAACUUCAGGCUAUAGAGCAGGGGUGUCAAACUCAUUUUUCCCUGGAGGCCGCAUUCAGUCUUCAACAAGGUCCGGAGGGCCGAACUGAAAAUGUGUUAUAUUUCCUUGCUGUCAAAAUUUGCCAAAAAUAGUCCUCUAUCCAUCAUUGUUUGAAAUUGUUAUGCUCCCUGACUGUCUAGCUUUCAUUUAGAUGAUUAUUAACGAGCUGGACACAGUCAAUAAACUGUAAGAAUGUAGGUCCAUUAUCUUAUCAUUUCUACAGUUUUGAUUUGGUUGUAGUCAUUUUAAAGUAUAUUUAAAAUAAUAAAUUGUUGUUUUUGUUUUGUUUUACUCCAACCCGCGGGUCAGAUUGGACCCCCUCGCGCGCCUGAUAUGGCCCCGGGCCGUAUGUUUGACACCCUUGCUAUAUAAGGAGACAUGCAGAAAUGCAGAGACGACAAAAAAACGAUGCUGUAAAACAAAUGCCAGACCCUUCUGCCCAUCCAUCGUCUGCUCAAUUCUGUAAGAAUUACCUCUGCUACUCUCGUCAAGUUUCAUUUUCUGUUUUGUAUAUACCGGUAUGUUGGUUACCAAUGAGCAAAGCUGUCUGACUUCAAUGUCCAAAGUAGAAUAGGCGAUGACUGCUCUUCUGAGCAGGUAACCGUUUGAUUUUCUGCGUUUCAGCAGGUAAUGUACACAAGCAUUCUACAUGUUCUUCUGGUAGCACUUUUGGUUUAGCAAUAUCACCUCUUACAAAUUUAUUUCCUCUUAAAUGGUACAGCACAUACACAGGGCCAAGAUUCCAAACACGAUUUGAUAUAAGCUGUGUUUAGUAUUAUGUUGUGGAAAAUUGAUUGUCACAUUUCCACAAUCAAGAUUUGGAUCACUUUUUUUGUAUAAGAUGACCCAAGAUCGCAUAAAAAGAUAAUUGGAUCAACUCCUAAUUUUCUGUUCAAAAAAUAUAUAUCAUUGAUCACACAGACUAUAACAACUACAGCAAUGCUUGUUGAUUUGCAUUCAGUAUUUGAGUCCAAUGAUUCUUGUGUCUGUGGUUCCCUGAUGGAUGAGUUCCGAACUGCUCCUCAACACCGCCCUCGGCAACACUGAGCAAUUGGUCAACAAAACAGGCGUGAUGUAGCCACUUCCCUUCUGGUAACCAAUCAGACUUCUGUAUUGCUGAGUGACAUACGAGAGUGAGGAGGGGGGUAGUUUAGAAUGUGACCCUGGGUGACCUCGUUGAAAUCAACCCUGACACUCUUCUAUAAAUGAACCACGGCCCCAAGCUGCUCACAAUAGAUCCAAGUCAGGUAGAUAGUCACUUGCUCAGGCCUUGACUGUUUGUCACUGGCUUUGGUUUGCACCAAUAUACAGUAAUGAUCCUUGUCGCCUCUCAGUGGGUCACAGCAGCAGACAUGCCAGAACUUCAUUCCCAGUUGCUGCAGUGGGCUCUUCUAGUUUAGAUCUCUGAACCAGGUUUCUAUUUUCUCAGCUCAGACUGUGUUGUUGGUGUCGCUGAAUGUUCCUCAACCUUUCUUGUUUGCUGAAAAAUGGCUCAAAGAUUAAUCAACAGUGGAUGAUGUUCUCAUUACAGAAUGUGCUUGUUUGUCACUGUUCCAGUACAAUGUCAUUUCUACAGUAUGUAACAUCCCAGUUAUAUUCCGUAACCUGUGACACCCCUGACCAUCUUCGCCAGCCUGCCCACACUGGACUGCCUGCCCAACACACUCACACAUUUUCAGUUGUUUUCAAACUCCACCAUUUUCCACCUUAUUCCUUUUGGCAAUAAUAUUUAUGUGUAUGGCAGUAGUACAUAGUCAUCCAUAACACUACUAUGACUUCAGUUUGCCGGCUGCAAGGAAUCAUGGGAGAUUUUAGUUGCAACAGGUGGCCACAAAUGUCUUAAAAUAUGAAAGCUGUGAUUUAGGGCAAUUUUUUUGCAACUUUGCCCAAAAUAGGACCUCUUGCCCAACAAUUCACAUCUGUAUUGCUUAAAGCUUAGGACAAUGCUUCAUAAGUAGAAAGUAGUUGUGCGUUGGAAGCAGUCGCUGUUAAACGGGGUGGAACUAUGGAAAUGACUGACCUGCAGUCCUGCAUGUCUCCAAGGAAAAUUGUGUGAAGCAAAAAUAAAUUAUCCUUUCAAACUCUGA